Molecule: messenger RNA, 6016 nt
Organism: Syngnathoides biaculeatus (alligator pipefish)
Lineage: Eukaryota; Metazoa; Chordata; Actinopteri; Syngnathiformes; Syngnathidae
Gene: gpr179
Product: G protein-coupled receptor 179
Exons: 11
Coding region: 1-5460 (1819 amino acids)
Biological process (GO): G protein-coupled receptor signaling pathway
Cellular component (GO): membrane
Molecular function (GO): G protein-coupled receptor activity
Source: RefSeq, a predicted model, not a curated record
AUGUUUCCUUUUGCUUUUGUUUUUGUUUUUCUGCUGGUGCCGUCGCUCGCCAGAGGUCAGGUGACCCCGGACUCGUCUUCAGGAGCCUUGAGGAACAUCAGCGAAUCGUUCAACGCCAGCUCGUCGAAACCUCCGGGCGCCACCCCGGACCUGACGGGGACUGCGGGCGGUGCUGCUGGCACCUCGGAAGCUCCACAAGAGGACAACUGGUUGCCAGCGGAGAGCUUCUUCUACUCGGGCGACUCGUCAGCCGUGGGGAAGGCAAGAUGUUCUCGCGCUUACAGCCCGCCCGGGCAACCGGGGCCGCUUCCGGGUGGCAUGCGUGCAGCCCUCAGGCCGGCCCUGGAUGCCUUAGCCAACACGGCCAACUUCCUAAAUAUGAUCUUCCAGGCCAGUGACCUGCGCGAGAGUUCGGUUCCAGAGGACAUGGAGUGGUACCAUGCCCUCGUCCGUGCCCUGCUAGAGGCCACCGGGCCUGUCCGCCAAGUGCUGCUUACCUUCGACUGUGACCCGACCGGUACCACCCCUCAGCUAGUGCUCCAGGCAAGCCGCGGCCCCCCGAGCGGGAUGCCGACUAUCCUCCUUCAGGACUUGUCAAAAAGCUGGGACCGCCUGCACCCGCCCGCCCCGGCCCCGGAUGACGGCUGGUUCCGGCGUUUUAAGUUCCCGGCUGCUGCCCAGCCGCCCGCCCUUGCCAAGAGGGUCCUGCUCAAUGACCUCAGCACCUUGGAGACCCCCAAGUGGGGCCGGGGGGACAGUUACGUGAGCAAUAGGAGCGGUGUCAGCUGGGCAGACGCCCCCUACCUGGACUGCAAAGACGGUCGCUUCGUCCCCAGGUGGAUGCUAACCUUGUCCACCGCCUUCUACGGGCUCAAGCCAGACCUCACCCCUGAGUUCAGGGGUGUGAUCCGCAUGGACGUGGACAUCCAGGACAUGGACCUGGACCAGUGCACCACCCAGGAUGGAUGGUUUGCAGACACGCACCAGUGCAACCGCACUAGCAUGGAGUGUGUUCCGAUUCCCAGGCGAGGCUUCCGGCUGGGUCAGUACUGCUGCCGUUGCAAAGAAGGAUACUACGACAUUGACACUGCCAAUAAGGAUGCAGGUGGCGACGGCGACGCGUGUUAUCCGUCCAUGCCCAAGUGUCUGCCAUGCUGGCCAGGUUGUGGGAGGUGCCAGGACGGCGCCCCCUGUUGGGUGCAGGAGGACAGACCCCUGAGGGCCACCGUCAUGGCUGCCCAGGCCACCUUCAUGGCCCUCGUUUUUAUCAGCAUGCUGGCAGCAUACCGACAUCGCCGGAGCAGGAGGAUUCGGUCGUCGGGUCUCUUGCUGCUGGAAGCCAUUUUGUUUGGCUCACUGCUACUUUACUUCCCGGUAUUCAUUCUGUACUUCAAGCCCAGCACGUUUCGAUGCAUCCUGCUCCGCUGGGUCCGCAUGUUGGGUUUCUCUAUCGUCUAUGGCACUCUCACUCUCAAAAUGUACAGGGUUCUGAAGGUGUUCCUGUCACGCACGGCUCAGAGGGUUCCAUACAUGUCCAGCUUGCACCUACUGAGGAUCCUGGGCAUCAUGCUGAUGACAGCAAGCUGGUUCUUGUGUGCCUGGACAGUGGGUGUCCUCCAGAAUCGAGAUAGGAACAUUCCCGUCAUUAUAACCACAACCACGGCGGAGGGCCAGGGCUUCAACCUUUGCUACCUGGAUCGGUGGGACUACAUGAUGGCCAUCGCCGAGCUUCUGUUCCUGUGCUGGGGAAGUUCACUGUGGACCGCUGUUCGGCCAGUGCCCUCGGCCUUCCAUGAGCCUCGCUACAUGGGGAUCGCCAUCCACAAUGAGCUACUUCUCUCCACCAUGUUCCACCUGUGCCGGUUUACGUUUCCUUCUCUGCAUCCCGAUUGGAUGCUGCUGCUCUCCUUUGCACACACCCACGUGACCAUCACUGUGACACUCGCUCUAAUCUUCAUCCCAAAGUUCCUGUACAUAGGCAAACCUGGAAGAGAGGAAAUAGCUGCCGAGGUGUAUGAGGACGAGGUGGACCUGCGCCGUUCCUACCUCAACAGCAGCUUUCGCUCGGCCUGGAGUGAGCGUAGUGUGGACCCUGAUGACUUUCGGGACGAACUGAAGAGAUUAUACACCCAGUUGGAAGUCAACAAAGCCAAGAAGAUGACAGCAAACAACCCUCACCUGUCAAAGAAGCGAAGCUCUAGAUGUGCCCUGGGAAGAUCAAUCAUCAAGCGCAUUGCCGAGAUCCCCCUGAGCCGGCAGUGCAGCCGUGAGGACCGAGAUGGUUCAUUCCGGAGCGGGAAUCACUCCGCGUCUUUCAGGAGGACCCCAGAAAACCUCAGCAUCAGAAGUUCCAUGAAAUCCCGAUCACCGUCUUUACGCAAGUCCCAAUGUGAUAAUUAUUACACUCGAGAAAGGGACUCUUCCUUGUGGGAUUCUUCAAAGCUGAGGGCUGACAUUGUGAAAAGGUCUUCCCAAAGAUCAGAGACUGAAUCUUUGGACAUGCACCCAGCAGUUUGCAAAUCAGUUAGCGCGCAAAAUCUGACAAUUGAUACCAAUCUCUUACAUCUCCCCGAUCACACCAGGCUUCACAAGUCAUGGAGUCUGACAUCCACUCAUUCCAUGGAGAAAAUGUCCAAGGGUGAUGGAUCAAGCCUCUCUAUCAGUGAGCAGACCAGGAGUGCUCUAAUGUCAGAGUCUUUUGACAAAGGUGAGGUUUGUCCUUGGGAGGUGGAGCCGGAACAAUCUGGUGAUAAGAGCCAGAAGCGUGUCACCUACGCAAACUCUCAAGCGGAUGAUCUGCAAAGCCCAUCGUCGCCAGUUGCUCUAGUAUGUCCCUGGGACCAUCUGCAACCUAUGGAGAAUAAUGUGUCACAAGAGAAGGCGGAUGCAGAGUCCACCCAAUUCCCAGUCUCUGCAAGUGCACCGGGGUCACCGAGACCCAAAGUCAACAAAGAUCAGAGAGUUUUUUCCUUCCGGAAUACCACUACCAAGUGGCUCUCUGUCAAAUCCUUCCUGACAUCUGUAGAAGCUGCAAGCAAACCGUGCAAGGAUGAAACCUUAACUAGAGAAGGGUCACAAAAAAGUCAAGAAAGCUCGACAGCAUCCAGGUCGGGAACAUCCAGUCGACAUCCAAGCGUGGAGAAAAGAACACUACAGAAGAGAAGCAUGACAACCGCAGAUGGAAAACCAUGCCUCGUAAAGCAGAACGCAAUCAGACUGUCCUCUGGUGAUUCUUCCGACAGAAGUCCCAGAAGAUUGGUUAUUGUCAAGUCUGCAGUCUAUCCCGGAGAUGCAGAUGAUAUGACAAAAGAUGGCAUUUACGAAAGUGUAUACCUGUCCAGGCAGAGUAGUAAACGAAGCAGCAUAAGAUCCUGUAGUUCGAGGACACCGUCAACUCAUAGAAGAGGAAGUAAACGAGUGGCGACGGCAGUGUUAAAAACCUUUUCUCAUGCUGACAAUUGUCCAUUGAGAGGACAGGUGGCAAAGCAGCAGCAAAGCAUUAAAGCAGACGUCUGCCCGUGGGAAAUUAAAACAUCUGAACGAACUGGCGUCUGUCCUUGGGAAUCUCAACAGCAAGCGACAGUGACGAGAAUGGACAGUGGUCGUACUGAUGUUUGCCCCUGGGAGUCCAAAGAUGUUCCAGAAAGUUCAUAUGCCAUCCCAGCAAAAACACAACUGUCUUUGAAGCGAUCUGCAGAUGUAUGUCCUUGGGAUGCAGCAGAAAAUCAGACACCAAUCAUCAAACAAGACAGCGAAUAUGCCAAUAUUUGUCCUUGGGAAGCAGAGGUUGAGUAUGAGAACCUAAAUCCCGUGCAGGCGAAGGGAGCCCUCAAAGUGCCCUCACGACAGGAAGCAACGAAAACCACUGUGUUUCCCAGGGUAUUAGAAGAAAAAUUAGAUAAAUCUCCUGUCCUAUAUCUGGACAGAAGAACAACCAAGACAGAAGAAAGUUGUCCGUGGGACUUCCCAGACCCCCCAAAAAUGAUAGAUGUUGGUCUUUUGGAAGAUGGGAACAUAGAACCAACAGUCUCAUCUUCACAGAUCACGAUCAAGGCAGAUAUCUGUCCCUGGGAUGCUGGACAACAGGACAAAUUGAAUGCCCUACAAAAAGGAAUCUUACCCUUGGAUGCUCAAGUAGAGGCUCCCAACAGAGGAAAUAUUUGUCCUUGCGAGACUGAAACAUCAGGAUCACCAAAAACAGAGCCCUCAGAAAUGUCCAAAAACAAUAUUAGACAAGAUACUGCCCGUGUUAACGUCUGUCCAUGGGAGAGCGAGGAUUCCACAUUGGCCAAAACAGAGGCAUCACCAAGAGGAAAAUUAGAAACUUGGAAAAGUCAAGACAGGCAGGACAGUGCUCAAGGAGAUAUUUGUCCAUGGGAGAUUAAAGAAACAAACACUCUGAAAAAUCAGGAAACUGCUAGAGAAAGUGUUUGUCCCUGGGAGACAGAAGACCCAAAGUCUGCACAAAGGCAAGAUAGCCAAAGUGAUGUUUGUCUCUGGGAAGCAAAGAAACCAAAUGUUAUGAAUAAGCAGGGCAUUUCCAGAGAAAACGUUUGCCCGUUGGAGAAAGAAAAAACAAAUGUCCGAGAAAACCAGGACAGUUCGGGGGAAAACGUUUGUCCACGUGAGAGAGAGCAACCUAAUUGUCUGAGAAAGUCGGACCAUUCUAUCGAAAACAUUUGUCCAUGGGAGACAGAUGAACCAAAUCUACUGAAAAAGCAGGACAGUUUUAGAGAAAACAUUUGUCCAUGGGAAACAAGAGAACCAAACACUUCAACUAAGCAUGACAGUUCCACUGAAAAUAUGUGCUUGCAGGAUGCAGAUAUUCUCAAGGUCUUGAAGAAACAAGACGGCUCUAGACAAAGUGUUUGUCCAUGGGAAACCGAAGACAUAAAGUCCACUAAGAGGCAAGAUAGCACAAGAGGGGAGCUUUGUCCGUGGGAAAUGGAAGAACCUAAGGUUUUACAAAAGCAGGAAAGUUAUGGAACUGUGGCAGGAGAAGCUAAAGUUCUCAAGAAACAGAGCAGCUCUCGAGCCAGUGUCUGCCCAUGGGAGACUGAGGGCAGCGCAGUGUUAGGAAAGCAAGAAAGCCUGCGUUCAGAUGUUUGUCCAUGGGAAACAGAAAUAACAGAAGGUGUCAAAGACCAAGAUGGCUUGAGCACUCUGGAUUGUCCUGAUGAAAUCCAGGAUCCAGAAACAUCGACCAACCCCAGCAGUGACAAAGAUGACGUACAGGAAGACCACGACACAAAGGCGGAUCACUCGGAUGGACUGAAAGCCAGCUUACCGCUGGGUCGCCGUGAUGCCUUGUGCCCCUGGGAGAUUGCAAGAAGUGGCUCGGGAUCCUUCACUGACAACAACUCUGAUGUUUUCACAUGGGAGCAAGAGAACAUCCCAGAGGAAGACGAGGAGGACGCAGAAUGCGCAGCAGAAGCACUCAUAUUCCCUCCAGACUUGUGACUUACAGGCCCUUUCGAUUCAAUAGGAAAUAAGUCCACUUCAAACUACUUGGCACAAACAGUUUUGCUGACACUAUGUGGCGUUUGUACUCUAACACGCAAAGUCCGCACCCCGACUCAUACAAACUGAAUGUUGGUGAAGGGACUAUCCCUGUCUGCAGUGAAAUUACAAAAAAUGGCUGCCACAUCACCAAGUGUUACUCUGAACCCCUCUUCUUCCUGCCCCCAUCCGUCCUUUCACGAGAAGCUUGAUGUUCUGUAGCAGGGUGUGUCAGUCCACAUGUCCCUAUUGUGAUCAUAUCUAAAAUGUUACACAAUGCAACUGCAAAGGAAUCCAACUUCUGAUAUGAUAAAAAAAAAAGUCCAGUCAUAUUUUUUUAAAGCAAUUCAUGUUCAAAUUUAGAAAACGCAAGAGCGUGAGAACAUCAACAAAGAAAAAAACCCCCCAAAAAAAUGCCGUUAAUUGGAUAAAUGACCAUGCACUACAGGGGAAAAACUUGCACAACACUUGCAGUACAUGCCUGAAAGUUCAGCAUUGUUUGCAAGUGUGUGUGUAU